Molecule: messenger RNA, 1641 nt
Organism: Rattus rattus (black rat)
Lineage: Eukaryota; Metazoa; Chordata; Mammalia; Rodentia; Muridae
Product: NXPE family member 1-like
Exons: 4
Coding region: 26-1555 (509 amino acids)
Source: RefSeq, a predicted model, not a curated record
GAAGUCCUCACCUCCUGAAAUUCCAAUGAACCGGUCAACGUUACCAACAGAGACUAAGCUAAGAGAGGAGAUCCCUAAGACGACAGGCCACCAAGAAGACAAGUCACCAACAGAGACAGAGCUGAAAGUCAGGGAGAUCCUGGAGAAGCUAGAUGGACAGAUCCCUCCCAGACCCUUCGCUCACCUCAACACCACCACAAGUGCCACACACAGCACGGCCACCAUCCUCAACCCUCAGGAUACAUACUGUGUAGGGGACCAGCUGGAUGUCUUGCUGGUGGCCAAGGACUAUUUUGGUCACAGGAAGGAAUAUGGUGGGGAUUUCCUGAGGGCCAGGAUGUCCUCCCCAGCCCUGAAGGCAGGUGCUUCUGGAAAGGUGACAGACUUCAACAAUGGCACCUACCUCAUCAGCUUCACUCUGUUCUGGGAGGGCCAGGUCUCCCUGUCUAUCCUGCUCAUGCACCCCAGUGAAGGGGUGUCAGCUCUCUGGAGAGCAAGGAACCAAGGCUAUGGUAGAAUUGCCUUCAAAGGGACUUUUGUCAAUGGCACAUCCAAGGUCACAGCUGAAUGUGGCCUGAUCCUGAACUCAAGCAGUGAGCUCUGCAAAUACCUGUACCGUGGUGGCGAGGAAGUCUUCUACUGCGUGAAGCCUCAACACAUGCCCUGUGAGGCCCUGACCUACGUGUGUACCAGUCACCAAGCUGUUUCUUAUCUCACUGCCAAAGAAAAAAACCUUUUUCAGAAGUCCAACAUAGGAGUUGAAAUGAUGAAGCACCCUAAGUAUAUCGCUGUCUCCCAGUGCAACAAGAGUGAAAACGGGAGAAAGAGAUGUGAGAUCGGAAUGGAGAUUCCCACACCUAGCGGUUACACUUUACAAGGAAGGUGGGUAUCAGCCCAGUGUACCCAGCGCCUGUUAACCUCAAGUCAGAUAAAUGACUGUUUAAAAAGAAAGCUCAUUUACCUCCUGGGAGACUCCACACUUCGCCAAUGGAUCGAAUAUCUUCCCAAGGUUGCAAAAACGUUGAAACCUUUUGACCUUCACGGGACUGGGCUAUAUAAGAAACAUUUGAUUUUGGAUGCUGAGAGGCACACUCUGGUUGAAUGGAAGAAACACAGUCACCCUUUCAUCACUGUCCAGCUCUACUCUGUGAUAGAUGAUGGCUAUAUCCCUCAGGAAAUUGACCGCUUGCCAGGCGACAAAGACACUGUCAUAGUCAUUACCGUGGGCCAGCACUUCAGACCCUUUCCCAUGGAACUUUUUGUUCACCGAGUCAUCAAUAUCCAAAAGGCUAUUGAACGGCUCUUCCUCAGAAGCCCUGAUACUAAAGUCAUCAUUAAGAUGGAGAAUAUUAGGGAGAUGAACCUAGAUACAGAGAAAUUCGGAGACUUCCAUGGUUAUGUUCAGUAUCUAACCACAAAGGAGAUUUUCAAAGACCUUCAUGUGGGUACCAUUGAUGCCUGGGACAUGACCAUCGCACAUGGCACCAAUAUCCUCCAUCCACCUGCUGGAGUGAUUGGAAACCAGAUUGACGUGUUUUUAAACUACAUUUGCUGAAGAAGCAUCACUAGGAGCCCAGCGCUCCCAGCCAUACCACGUGAUUCAUCAGUGACGUUUUGUUCAAUGUAGGAUUAAAAAAAAAA